UUGCGGCGGCGGCAGGCGCCGCGCGAGGGGCGUGGCCGCAGCGUCGUGGGCGGAGCCAAGGCGGCGCGGCGACGGAGCUCGCGGCGGGAGCGGGCAGCGGAGGCGGGAAGCCGCGCGGCGACGGGGAGCGAGCCCAACGGGGGAGCGGCAGCCCCACCAUGGCCGAGACGAAGGAGGCACAUGAGGAGCAUGACUCAGCAACUGACAAUGCAGAUGAUUCUAACCACGACCCGCAGUUUGAGCCAAUCGUUUCUCUUCCUGAGCAAGAGAUCAAAACUCUGGAGGAAGACGAGGAGGAAGUUUUCAAGAUGCGAGCAAAACUUUUCCGAUUCGCAUCAGAAAACGACCUUCCAGAAUGGAAAGAACGUGGCACUGGGGAUGUAAAACUCCUGAAGCACAAAGAUAAGGGGACCAUCCGCCUCCUGAUGAGGAGAGAUAAGACUCUUAAAAUCUGUGCAAACCAUUAUAUCACACCUGUAAUGGAGCUGAAGCCCAACGCGGGGAGUGACCGGGCCUGGGUGUGGAACACACACGCUGAUUUUGCGGAUGAGAGUCCUAAACCGGAGCUUCUGGCAAUUCGGUUUUUAAAUGCAGAAAACGCACAGAAAUUCAAGGCGAAAUUUGAAGAAUGUAGGAGUGAAGUUGACAAAAAGGGAAAGAAAGAAACAGACAAAAAUGAUAGCGCUGAUAAAAUUGCUGAAAAAUUAGAAGACCUUUCUGUAAAGGACGAGUGCAAAGAAUCGGAGAAGAAAGAAGACAAGGAAAAGGCUGAAGAAAAGCAAUAAAUCAUUUUGGGCCUUGUGUUUUUCUUUUUUUUCUUAUUUUUUUUUUCUUAAUUUUUACAAGGGACUUUAUAAAGAACUGUAUUCUAAUGUUGUUGUUUUUCUAAGCUUUUGCCCUUUUGGAAGAAUUCUCCAGAGGGGAAAAAGAAAAAAGAUCCAUUCCCCAGUCAUGAAAAUGUACUGUGCUAAAACUCGCUUUUCCAUAGUGGAAAUACUUAUUUAUAGUCAUCCAGGAGAGUGAAUAAAGCUUUGGAAACGGUAUGAAAAGGACAGGGUUUUCUAUAUACACUUCGUGUAUGGCUGCCCUUGUUACCUUGAUGUUAUAUGUUUGGGUGCUAUUUUAGGUGAGGUGUAGCGUAACUGAAUUCUACCGAUUGGGAAAGAAAGAGAGUAACUUCUAAUGCAUUGUGGCUGAAUGUUGUAAUGACUGAAAGGAGAAAUUUUAUGCUAAGGUUCCUUUUCUUGUAAUUGAGGUUUGAGUGCCCUUAAGUGUUCUUGUGCAGAAUUUAUGAGAAGAAAAUGGCAUGUCCUUUACAAUCUAAUGUCAUCCCACAAUGGCCUAUGAUGUAUUUCAAAACACUGGUUUCUUUCGGUCGACAGUGGCAAUCCAGAAAGGCAGAAAUAAUACCUUUUUAAUUAUUAUCAAAAGCGGGAGAUGUCCAGCGAAUGCAUUUUUUUAAAAAAAACCUCUUUCAAAGGCCUUCCCGCCCCCCCCCUCCCCUGAAGAGUAAAAUCUUUUGCAAAUCUGGACAGGCUCUUCUGUGUAAACGAGACAGAAGUCCAGUUCCUUCCGUAAAAAUUUUCAGUAUAAUCUCCAUGUAGAUAUGAAGACAAGUAAUAUUUUCUGUUGCUUUGCUGUCUCUCAAUUAUAGCAUUUUCAUAGUGUGUUCUGGGGAAACGGGGGCGGGGGGGGGAUUCACCUUUUUUUAAGAUAACUGUUUGGUUGUGAGAAAAAUAAUCGCCUUUCUUACUUAAACGUCACCUGGGGAAAAGCACUGAUGUCUGAAUUUGCAUCUGUUAGUCCACACGAUCCCCUCCUUUGCCAAUAAACUUUUGGGUAACAAACGUUUCAUUAUGGGCUCCCUCCUCAUUGUCACCGAUACUUGAAAGAAUAUCCUGUUAAGAUUCACGGCACGGGGAUACCCUUAACUUUCACCAGAGAGACCAAAAACGUUUUGUGUGAUGAGCUGCUGCAUCCAUAACCAUGGGCUGUG
This is a messenger RNA of Pseudonaja textilis, 1996 nucleotides long. RefSeq names its product RAN binding protein 1 (gene RANBP1). Lineage: Eukaryota; Metazoa; Chordata; Lepidosauria; Squamata; Elapidae. Gene Ontology annotation, cellular component: cytoplasm; centrosome; nuclear pore. Gene Ontology annotation, biological process: nucleocytoplasmic transport; positive regulation of mitotic centrosome separation. The record is from RefSeq and is a predicted model, not a curated record. Gene Ontology annotation, molecular function: GTPase activator activity.